AUCCAGUUUUAACUUAAAAUACGAGAUAUUUCGGUAUUUUGAGUAAUUGAAAUGCAAACAUAGGCAAUGCUAUGACAACGUAUCGAUUUUCAUCAACUUGUUUUGCAAAACAACGUUUAGUUCGUUCUUGGUGUACUUAUCAUAAUCGAUUUUCGACUUUGUAUAUUCCUGCAUGCACGUAUACAAUGUCACAACAAAACUUGAAUAAAAAAUUUAACCAAAGAAACAGCAUAGUUUACGCUUCAAAUAUCUGGAUAAAUAAUGAAUAAAUUUCUACAGUGCUUGAAUUGUCCAAGAUAAUAUGCACUCGAAUGGGGAAGUGUGUAAUCACUUUUUUUUUAUUUUUCCUAAUGUCGAUAUUAAACCGAAUAUUCUUCAUACAUAAUUUGUUAUGAAUCAACGUUCUUUGAAAAUCACUACCUUGCUGCUUGAUAACAUUUUGGAAAUUGUACCCAUAGCUAGAACAAUAAAAAAGAGUGUAUUAAAUGGUGAUUAUUCUAGUUGGAUUAGAAAUGGAUAUGUACCAGUUUCAACUACAAUACACAUACAAGGCAUGGAAAUGCGAAUGAAGUUAGAGUACGACAUUUGCUAGAAAAGAAAUGCAUUACAAAUUUACCGCACCUGAAUGAGUUGAUAAGUGUUUAAUGUGGCCGCUAACGCGCCUACAACCUAAAUCAUGUAUUUUGUUAUGGAUUUAUAUUUGAUAGUACUAUGUCUUCUUGUAAUAUGUAUAAGAGAUAGCUUACAAGGACCGCACGAAAAACGACUACUGAAUCAUCUUCUGGCAACGUAUAAUACUUUAGAACGUCCUGUGGCUAAUGAAUCUGAGUCUUUGGAGGUGAAGUUUGGAUUAACUUUACAGCAGAUUAUAGACGUGGAUGAGAAGAAUCAAAUUCUCACCACAAACGCGUGGUUAAAUUUGGACGAGAAGAAUCAACUACUUAUUACCAAUAUUUGGCUUUCUUUGGAAUGGAAUGACUACAAUUUGAGGUGGAACGACUCCGACUAUGGUGGUGUAAGAGAUCUCAGGAUAACCCCCAACAAACUAUGGAAGCCCGACGUGUUAAUGUAUAAUAGCGCUGAUGAAGGAUUUGAUGGCACAUACCACACAAACAUUGUGGUCAAACACAACGGUAGCUGUUUAUACGUUCCUCCAGGAAUCUUCAAAAGUACAUGUAAAAUAGACAUCACAUGGUUUCCAUUUGACGAUCAACACUGUGAAAUGAAAUUUGGUAGUUGGACUUACGAUGGAAAUCAGCUUGAUCUUGUGCUGAACUCUGACGACGGUGGUGAUCUUUCUGAUUUUAUUACUAAUGGUGAAUGGUACUUGAUAGGAAUGCCAGGAAAAAAAAAUACUAUAACAUAUCAGUGCUGCCCAGAGCCCUAUGUGGAUAUAACAUUUACCAUUCAAAUUCGUAGAAGGACGUUGUAUUAUUUUUUUAACUUGAUAGUACCAUGUGUCUUAAUUUCCUCGAUGGCUUUGUUGGGCUUUACACUACCACCGGACUCUGGUGAAAAGCUAACAUUAGGUGUGACAAUUCUUCUAUCACUAACUGUAUUCCUGAACUUAGUGGCGGAGACAUUACCUCAAGUAUCCGAUGCUAUUCCCUUGUUAGGUACAUAUUUCAAUUGCAUAAUGUUUAUGGUAGCUUCAUCUGUAGUUCUGACAGUGGUGGUAUUAAAUUAUCACCAUAGAACAGCGGACAGCCAUGAAAUGCCUCCCUGGAUCAAGGCAGUAUUCCUGCAGUGGUUGCCUUGGAUAUUACGGAUGGGACGUCCUGGUAAAAAAAUUACCAGAAAAACUAUAAUUUUAGCGAAUCGGAUGAAAGAACUCGAAUUAAAGGAAAGGUCAUCAAAAUCACUAUUGGCUAACGUGUUGGAUAUCGAGGAUGAUUUUCGGCAUGUGACUAGUGGAAUCACCGGCUCGAACACAGCUAUUAGUUCAUCUGGUUUUUCUAGACCAACUACAGUCGAUGACCACCAUAAUUAUUCCGGGUGCUCGCAUAAGGAUUUGCAUAACAUUCUUAAGGAAUUGCAAUUCAUAACAAAUCGAAUGCGAAAAGCAGACGAAGAAGCAGAAUUAAUCAGUGACUGGAAGUUCGCAGCAAUGGUUGUAGAUAGGUUCUGCCUUUUUGUAUUUACGUUAUUUACGAUUAUUGCUACAGUCACUGUGUUACUAUCUGCUCCACAUAUAAUAGUGCAAUAAUGACGACUUGAAUUUUUAUAUGAAAACUUGUUAUAUAGGUGAUCUAUUAAAAUUUAUAAGAUUUUUAAAAUGAAAGACGUGUAAAUCAAGUUAGAAGUUAAUUAGAUUUUAAUAAAACAAAACAGUUAAAAACUGCCGACAAAUAAUGGUGAACGAGAACAUCUAAACAUCAUAAAUAACUAUUUAAUGAACACGCAUACAUAAAAAGAACCGAUAAAAAAUAAAUAUUUUUCUAACAAUACCCGUUUGAUAUAAUAUUUCUAAGCAUAAAUCCUCGAAUAUAAUUAAGCAACUGUUCCUGCAAUCAUUAUCAAAGCACUCAAAAAAAUGAUAGGAACUUGAAAGAUGUCUUUACAUCUUUAAUUUGAUGUAUUCCGUCAAUGAUAAAUGCGCAUUGUAAGUACCUACCGAUAACAUAAGAGGAUUUUAUAAGUCAUUCAGAGUAACAAAUGUAUAAUAUACUUUUCGCGACAGAAUAUAAAUGAAAUAUGCACUAUACAAUUAAAUAACAAAUGUGAAAUCUUUCACUUAAAACGUACACAGCUUAGAUGAGGAUCAAGUUUUAUAUAAUCCUUGGAUAGACAUUAUCAAUAUUGUGUUGAAUGAAUCAUCUAUAUGUAGAUGGUAAAAAAUCACAUCUGAUUUAAAGAUAAACAGAAAAUAUCGUAUAUAUUUCCGAUAUACGCGCAGUAUAGUAGUUAAUGUGAACAACGUGAUAAAUUUAUAGAUUUUCGUUCUAUACAGCGACAUGUUAAUACGAAGAAAUUUAAAUACGCGAGAAUAUAUGUAGAUUUGUUAAGUUUA
Molecule: messenger RNA, 3010 nt
Organism: Malaya genurostris
Lineage: Eukaryota; Metazoa; Arthropoda; Insecta; Diptera; Culicidae
Gene: nAChRalpha6
Product: neuronal acetylcholine receptor subunit alpha-7
Exons: 13
Coding region: 677-2206 (509 amino acids)
Biological process (GO): signal transduction; chemical synaptic transmission; monoatomic ion transmembrane transport
Cellular component (GO): neuron projection; postsynaptic membrane; synapse
Molecular function (GO): transmembrane signaling receptor activity; acetylcholine-gated monoatomic cation-selective channel activity
Source: RefSeq, a predicted model, not a curated record